This is a messenger RNA of Acanthaster planci (crown-of-thorns starfish), 1100 nucleotides long. RefSeq names its product F-box and leucine rich repeat protein 4 (gene fbxl4). Gene Ontology annotation, molecular function: protein binding. The record is from RefSeq and is a predicted model, not a curated record. Gene Ontology annotation, cellular component: SCF ubiquitin ligase complex. NCBI's taxonomy places the organism in Eukaryota, Metazoa, Echinodermata, Asteroidea, Valvatida, Acanthasteridae. Gene Ontology annotation, biological process: SCF-dependent proteasomal ubiquitin-dependent protein catabolic process.
AAUCAACCAAGCAUGGAUGAAUGCAAGAGGACUCAAGGAAAGGCAAACAGUCUGCCCAAAGAAAAAAAAUAAAUUAACUGAAGAUUGGUGAAGUAAACCUCAUUGUAGUCUCUUCUUGUAUGGGCUGUCGUGCUUCGUGUGUUGGCCAGCCCAAGACUAAGAUGUCAACCACAGUCAGCCAGUUUGCCAAGGAGGUCAUUCACUUCAGUUCACAGUAUGGCACAGACGGCAGCGUGUCUUACGUGGUGCCGAACCUGGCCGGGCCCAGCACCAUCUACCCGAGUUACGGCGACAUGACAGCAGCCUGCGUGUUUAGGACGUAUGGACCGUGGUGGGAGUCUGUCCCUUCCAGCCAGCCCCCAAUCGGCCGAAAUGGCAAGAAACCAUUCCUUGGUCAAGACUUUGUGGACUUGUGGUAUGCUGAGAAGGUUUACCCCACCGAGGUGCGCAUCUAUGAGACCUACCACCCAGGGGCUGUGGUGCAGAUAUUUGCCUGUGAGAUACACAGGGACAAGGCUGGGCAGAUAGUCAACGACAGUGUCAGGUGGCAGCUGUUAUGGUCGGGCAGUCCUCAGGUGUCAUUGUCCGAUCCACGGAUCUUCUCACCACUUCUCAGGAAAGUCCGGUUUGCAUCCAAUUUAAUUCGUUUAGUUCUCCACCAUCAGCAUUUACGGUACUACACAGAGUUAGACGCUGUAGAGUUGGUGGGCACACUGCAUGAUGAUGGAACAGAUGUUGAUGCAGUGUAUGCCGCUCACAUGCAGAAGUUGUCUAUUAACUCUCAAGAUGACAUCAGUGUCUCUCCCAAUAUGAGCACCGAUAAUGGCUGCUUUGACAUGUUACCAGGAGAGUUAAUCCAGCUGAUCUUCACCGAUCUGGACUUGCCCGAUCUCUGCCGAGCGGCACCCACCUGCAAGCUGUUCAAGAAGCACUGCUACGACAAGCUUCAGUUCAUGGAGUUGGAUCUCCAGCCUCAGUGGCAUCUGGUCAAUGAGAACACGUUAGAAGGUCUUGCAGAGCGAUGUCAGCAUCUCCAGAAGCUCAGCCUUGCCUGGUGUGGGGACUGGGGAAGCCUCUCUUCAGAAUCCUUCUCCAGGUAA